GACCCUCUCGUGCCCCCCUCUUUUUCUCUCCCGUCGGCCCUACUUCGGCGCCCUUCUCCGUUACGGCGCUGCCGCCGAUCGCCGAGGGAGUAUUCCUCGCGGCGCGACCACGGCCGAUCAGUGCGUGACUCGUCGUUGUUGCGGCGAUUGACGAGGACGAGAACGUUGUAAUUUGUCGUUCCGGCGUCCGUCAAGUGCUCUCCCUUGCUGGCUUUGGGAAGUAUGAUCGCGACGGGUUGAUUGUGACUCGUAUACAAAAGAAAAGGGGGAGAAAGAAGCGAGAAGAGAUCCACAACGAUCAUCGGUGAAAAAGAAAGAGAGAGGAUCCUUGACUUCGUUACACCACCUAGAUUAUACGCGGACGCGAAGAUCGUCGUUCCCUCCCGGCGAGCGUCCCUCUCAGCGUUCGUCGUCCCACGGAUAUACUGGAAUAAAGUGUGUCAACAGCAAGUGUGUAAAAAAGUGAAAACCUGCGUGCGAUAUAAAAUCUCGUUCUCGUACGUCUGCUGGCCAAGUAAAUCGUAUAUUCGCGUGCGCGUGUACGGAGUGCACAGUGGUAAACGAGUUGAAUUCAACCGCGAUUUCGCACGGUGCGAGUAUACCACUCGGCAUUCGCGCGCUCCUUCGUUUGUUCCGUUCAUUCGUUCGUUCGUUCGCGCGUUCGUCCGUCGAUUCGCACGGGCGACGGCUCGCAUACAUCGAGAGCGUACACCGGCACGCGGUUCGUGGCUAUGCAGCAGCCCCGCGGUACCGCAGCGGCGAGACGCAGGUAACGCCGACGGGAAGACGCGACGACACGAGCAGCAGAGCGCGCGCGGAUUGCCGCUCUCACAUCCGCGCUUCCGCCGCCUUUCGGGGAAGCGCCGGCGGCGUGUAAACACCGAGGGAUACGCGACGCGUCAACAUGUGGACCACGAUGCUCGUGUGGACGGCCGUCGUCGUUCUCCUGCCGACGCCUCGAGCGGUGAGCGCCUCGGGGGUGUUCGAGCUGAGGCUAAAGUCCUUCGUGAACGAGUUCGGCAAGGACAGCCUGGGCAAGUGCUGUUCCGGCAGUGCGUCCAAGACAGGCGAGUGCUCGGGGGUCUGUAAGACCAAGUUUCGGAUCUGCCUGAAGCAAUACCAGGUGAAGAUCGACACGCUGUCGAAGUGCACGUAUGGCGACGUUUCGACGCCCAUUCUCGGUGAGAACAGGAUUAAUUUCAGCCCAAACAUCCAUUUUUCGAACUUCACCAACCCCAUGAGGUUCCCAUUCGAGUUCACAUGGCCGGGUACAUUCUCGCUGAUAGUGGAAGCUUUUCACGAUGUGGACAACAGCACGGCCGAGAGUGUACUGAUCAUGCGGCUGACCACCCAAAAGUGGCUGGACGUCGGACCGGAAUGGACCGUGGACAAUUACAUGAGUGCCCACUCGAAAAUAGAGUACGAAUAUAGGGUGACUUGCAAUCCAACUUAUUACGGCAAGGGUUGCGAGGACUUGUGCCGGCCAAGGGAUGACGGCUUCGGCCACUAUAGCUGCAGCCCGAGCGGCGAGCGCGUUUGUCUCACUGGUUGGAAGGGCGACUAUUGCAACACCCCCCGCUGCCUGCCCGGAUGCGACGAGCAGCACGGACACUGCAAUCGACCCAACGAAUGCAUAUGCCACAACGGCUGGAAAGGCUCGCUAUGCAAUCAGUGCGUUCGAUAUCCGGGCUGCCUCCACGGUAGCUGCCAAAAGCCCUGGGAGUGCGCGUGCGACGAGGGCUGGGGCGGACUAUUCUGCAAUCAAGAUCUCAACUAUUGCACGAAUCAUAAGCCGUGCAUGAACGGCGGCACCUGCUUCAACACCGGCCAGGGCUCUUACACCUGCUCGUGUCCGUCAGGCUUCACUGGUACCGAAUGCCAGACGCCGCUCUUCGACUGUCACUCGAAGCCCUGCCUGAACGGUGGUACCUGCACGAUGACGGAGUUGCCGUCCGUGAGCUACGUGAACGGCAAUGGUACCGAGUUAUCGUCGUCCUCCAGGCAGCAGCAUCGUCGAAGCUACCGCUGCACCUGUCCACCUGGUUGGCGCGGCCGACACUGCGAGAUCACGACGCGAUCCUGCCGAGACUCACCCUGUCGACAUGGCGCCACCUGUGAGGACGACUCUCUUCGCGGCUACGUGUGCCAUUGCCCGUCCGGUUACAUCGGCACCGACUGUGAAUCGCAGGUCGACGAGUGCUCGCCGAAUCCCUGCGCGAACAACGGCACCUGCACGAACAAUAUCAACGGUUACCGAUGCACAUGCCUUGCCGGCUUCACCGGCGAGCGCUGCGAGAUCAACGUAGACGACUGUCAGGGCGAUCCGUGUCUGAACGGCGGCACCUGCAAGGACCAGGUGAACAGCUUCCGCUGCCAAUGUGUACCUGGUUACGUCGGCAGGCUCUGCCAAGACAAGGUAGACUACUGCCUGGCAAAACCAUGCGCGAACGGAGGCAGAUGCACUUCUGGGACCAAUGACUAUCAUUGUACGUGCAAGCCUGGUUUCACCGGCAAGGAUUGUAGCGUGGAUGUAGAUGAAUGCCGGAGCGCGCCGUGCCAGAAUGGCGGUAUAUGCCGGAACCGUGUCAACGGCUUCUUGUGCGAGUGCCCGAACGAUUGGCACGGUGACACUUGCAACGAAAAAGCCGGUGUCGUAGUGGCACCCCCGAUUACAUCACCGCCCGCGAACGUGCCGCUGGCAGAACCGUCCUCGGGAAGCGGCCAUUGGCCCGGAAAUUUAUCGAAGCACGUUGCCUCCAGAAAAACCAGCCUGACCACGGAACACCUAGUGAUGAUCGCGACUCUUUCCACCGCAGUACCGGCUUUCGCGCUAUUCGCUGCAGUCGCGGUGAUGUGCAUGAAGAGACGACAAAAGCGGGAACAGGCGAAAGCCGACGAGGAAGCGAGGCUGCAGAACGAGAGGAACGCGGUGCACAGCAGCAUGAGCAAACGUAGCGCCAGUACCAUCGGCGUCGGAGGCACUGGCAUUGGCGGUGGCGGUAUAGGGAGCGUCGGCGGUCUCCUCGGCAGUGGUAAUGGUCUGAUCGGCACGGGCGGCGGUAGUGUUUGCGCCCUGGGCACCGGCGACGCGCACAUGAUCAAGAACACCUGGACGGCGAGUAAAAGUGUAAACAAUGUGGCGUCGGCAGCGUCGCGGCAGGACGACUUAGAUUCGUCGUUCCAAACUGAUGUGACGUUGGACAGUUCGUGUUCGGGUUACAAGCCAGAGCCGGUGCUGCAAGACGGCCGGACAAGAACGACGAAACAGCUGAACACGGAGGCUGCAGCCCAUCGGGCGUCUGCGCACCUCUUCCAGAAGGAGAAGGAUUGUCUCGGCCUAGGUCUCGGUAUCGGGGUCUUGGAGAGUGCCAAAAGGUCAUCUGUAUUUGCCGCUACUGGCAACGCGGCGGACAGUUGUUGCGCCGCGGAAGCCGCACUGAUGAAAAGGCCGACGACGAUAUCGGAAGCCAACGGCGCCGGUGUCGUCAGUAGUAAUAGUAGUGGUCCACCGGGAAGCGGUGGUGGUGCCACGGACAACAGCAAUUGCGGUGUGUACGUGAUAGACGAUCACUACGUCAGGCACGACGCCACGCUGGCGGCGACGCUCGCGACGGAAGUGUAGUAGACUCCGAACGUCGGACUCCCCACUUAGAGUGAUAGAGAAAAAGAGAGAGUGCAUGAGAGAAAAAAAGUAAUAGAAUCAGUGCAUGUGCGUGUGCGAAUUGUAGAUCUUGUUUUCUCCGUGCGCGUAAAUUGACAGACCACCCCGUUCGAUUUCCUUCGGUUUUUCUCGAGCGACGCCGCCGCGAUAUCCUCCGGACGGGGACGCCUCGUCUGGGAUACCUGCGGGUGUUUAUUUCCUUUUCUUUUCUUUUUUUUAUAAUUUUUAUGACAUUUUUUUGCGAAAGUGCUUGUGCAUCCGCUAUUUUGGCGCCGGUAGGAUUCCGCGAUAAACAUCGUUUCGAGAAGAAAUACGCACUGCACCGCGCCGCCGGCCAGUUUGACCAGUCAUGAGGGUAGGUCGUCCCUAUUAUACUAAAACAGGAGCGGUGACAGACUGAUCGAAGACGUUCGAUCGGGGCUGAUCGAGAGGCGACACAGACAAGGAAAAGAAUUAACGCGAUGCUGUGGGGGUCGGUCGGUUUUCUCGGGCGGCCGCCGACCCAUCCUUAGGUAUUAAUAUUAUAUCGUGCUCGAAAGUGAAACUCUGUACAGAACUAAUUUAUUAUUAUUGUUAUUUACUUAUUGUAUUACUGAUUGCUAUUAAUUAUUAUUAUUAUUAAUAUUAUUACAUCGUGUCGCAUUAUUAUUGUUCUCGGUAUUAGUUCUUUUUCGAAUUUGCGUGACCGAGCUGCCGACUGGAGCAAGAAUACGACAGCGAAAGAUCUUUCAUGUAUAUUGUCGGUAUACGUGUAAGAAUGAAUGAGUAUGUGUGCAGAGUACUUGUGUAUAUGUGUAAUUGCGAGCGAGAAAAUUUAACGACGGAUUAGCAUCCUCGGAACGACGUCGUCUUUUCGUAUUCGGAAUUAAUGUUUCGUGUAAUACCGCCUCUUUUUUUCCCUUUUUUUUACAAAACAUUCCUUUUCUCAGAGAAAAUACCGUUGAGCGACUUCCGCUUAUGGUGACAACGUCCAGUGAUGAAAAGCAUGAAAAUUGAUAUUUAAAAUGACACUUCAAAGAAAUUUUCCCUCGACUUUUUGAGAUUCUCCGUUUCAGGGAUAGCCUCAAUUGGUCGAGUGAUCCUAUAGACAUCCGUUUUCCACGCCGAUUUUCAAUCGGCUCAAAGGAACAUUUGGAAGAAAGGAUGGAAAGCGGCACAUGACUCUUAACAAAAUUCCGUCCUUUUUAAUCCGAAAACGUCGUUAUUCCAUCGCGGUAAUUCAAGUAAAUUUAAUAUGUGAAAUUAAAUUGAGCGAUGCGAUAGUUUUCGUAGAAAAGGAUAAAAAAAAAGUACCGAGUAAAUGCAGAAGGGAAAGCCCGUGCGUGCGAAGCUUGUAGAGCUAGUCUUUGACAUACUUUCAUCGAAUUCCAUCCAACUGUCGGGGCGAUACAUGAUAGUGGAAAAUUUAUUCGCUGAUUUGAUAAAUUCCAAAGAAAUCGCGCAGCGUUGGCUUUUCUUCGUUUAAAAAAAAAAGUAAUCAUCGAUUUUCUACGAAUCCUAUGAUUGCUACACAAACGACGUGUACCGUUCGACGAGACAUUGCUCGCGUUGAAAAGACGAACGGAUAGAUGUGUAUAAAUUAUGCAGAUAUAUAUAGAGAUAUAUUAAAUAAAUGAAUAAAAAUAAAUAUAUAUAAAUGAACAGUGAGAGAUAGGAACCCGGUGUCGUCGAUAACAGCAUUUCGAUGAUGCUACGGUUUGUUCCGAAAUGAUUUGGUAUCGAAAUCGGCGAGAGAGAUAUCGAAGGAGUGAUUAUUGUCACGCGAGAGAACGUCGGAUCGAAUUCUCAAUCGAUUAAAUCUGAUCGUGGCGCAACCCUCUUCUCACGAGCAACGCGAAUGUUUUGCAGAAACGUCUAAAAAGUAAUUCGAUAUUUAAAAGCACUUCUUUAAAUGAGAACACAUUCUGAUUUUUUUUCAAAUAUUUUUUUUCCUGGAUGGACUUCUCAUGGACUCUCACGUUGUUCGUUUCUAAGAGUCAUAUACUUUUGAAAAGUUAUGAUGAAACUGGCGGUUGAGCUGCGAUCAAAGUUAAGAUUUCGGCGGAUUCGGUCGUCUCUUCCGCGUUUAUUCGCUCUCACGAAUGACCGAAUCCGUGAAGUAAUCGACUCGUAUUGUCCGCGUUCAUUCAUGCGAGAAAGAAAAAUCUGGAAAGAUCACCCAGAAACAAUUCGGCUUUUGCGAAUCUUCUCUCAUUUUCAGCCGCGCUUUUUUCGGCGGUACGCUCGCUGACUUCGCCCACGAAUGCGUGAUAGAUAAGUGACGAUUAUUGUAUGUUGAUGCUGCACGAUUGAUUAUGAUAAUUAACUAUUUAUUUAUGACUGCUAAUGACGAUUUUACACAGCGUAAAAAAAAAUAAAUGGCGAUUAGUGCGCCGAUGACAGUGAUGACGAUAUUGUCGCGUGAAACGCGCUUGCGAUGUACGAAGAGUGGGAGAGAGAGAGAGAGAGAGAGAGAGAGAAAAUGAGUGAAUGAGUGACCGAGUGAAAGAGAGGGAGAGAAUUGUAGCGAACAAAGAUUCGAUGAUGUUCCUGUUACGAAAUAAUGAUAAUUAAAUAAACGAAAUGCAAGUACCGACUAAGUCAGGUUUAUUUUCGGGUCUCGUUCGCGCGCGGUGGCGCAAACAGGGUGUUUUUUCUUUUCGCAUUUACAUGACAGUCGUACAUAAUCGGUGACGCUUUAUUUUAGAUAAUGGCGACCGUACCUACAACGGUGACAUCCGCGGUUUAAUCGAAGAUCGCGAUGAAUCCAAUCCUUUUCGUCUGGCUUCCAAUCUCCCAAUCCUUUUCUCCACUCCGUCGAGCUCCCGACAGCCGCCAUCGCGCGCGUACAGACUCCAAAUUAACGAGAAACGCGUGCGUGUAAAUGCGAGAUUAUAUUGUACGAAUUACGAUGUGUAAUAAAGCUGUUGUCAUUUUUUGUACUUACACUUCUUCGGACGAUUUGAUAUGUCUCGUUAUCGUUGAAUGGUCUCCGUCAUUCCCAUCCAUCCAUAUCCCCUUGUCCCACUCCCGAUUAGAUUUUUUUCAACGACGUCUCGAACUUUUAGACUUUCGAAUUAGAAUUACUUUUUUUUGUACCAGCGAUGCGUAUUCGCGAGAAAAAGGAAAAUUGUUUCCCACUGAUAGUGGCCUUUCGUUCGCGAUGAGGCAUUGACGAAGAUUGUAAAGACUAUUCUAAGGCGUACCGUACCCCGUUUUUGUAUAAAACAGAAAAAAGUUAAUAUGCACACAGCGUAUACAUACACUGACAUACACGCAGCACAUCUGUAUAUUUGUAGUAGGACUAUACAAUUGCGAUUAUUAUUAAUUAUUAAUAUUAUUAUUAUAUGGAACGUGUAAAUAGAUGAAUUGUCAAUAUAACGAUGUCACGCAAACGACAGUGGACGAUUAAUAAUGAUACAUAAAAAAAAAUGAA
This is a messenger RNA of Wasmannia auropunctata (little fire ant), 7076 nucleotides long. RefSeq names its product neurogenic locus protein delta (gene Delta). The record is from RefSeq and is a predicted model, not a curated record. Gene Ontology annotation, molecular function: calcium ion binding. Gene Ontology annotation, biological process: cell communication; establishment or maintenance of epithelial cell apical/basal polarity; multicellular organism development. The coding region runs from base 905 to 3622 and encodes 905 amino acids. Lineage: Eukaryota; Metazoa; Arthropoda; Insecta; Hymenoptera; Formicidae. The transcript has 6 exons. Gene Ontology annotation, cellular component: plasma membrane; protein-containing complex.